Messenger RNA from Dimorphilus gyrociliatus, 1867 nucleotides. Lineage: Eukaryota; Metazoa; Annelida; Polychaeta; Dinophilidae. The record is from the annotation of a GenBank genome assembly.
GAUGGAUAUCACUCAAAAUCAUUUAUUAAAGAUAUAUAAAAGGAAUUUUAAAGAAUUAUUAAAGGAUAUUGUAACUUUUGAACGUUUUUGUUCAAGUUUAAUUGAAUGGAAUAUUUUAACGAUCAAUCAUAAAGAAAAAUUUCAAUACGAAAUUAAUAAAAUAAAGGAAAUUAAGGAUAAUCUAUUUGAAGAAUUAUUUCGUAUUAUUGCCUGUAACGAUACUGCUGUAAUUUUAAACUGUCUGCAUAGUUUAGGCUCUGAGCAAUGUUUAAAGUUAACCUCCGAAAUAAGUAGAACGUGGGAAAGAGUAAUUGAGCGAAUGAAGGAAAAGUUUAAAAUUGAUUAUUCAACUAUAUCUAUAUCGCCGUUUGAUGAUGAAAAUGCUAUACCCAUUGAUAAGAUUCUGACACCUAUGACUCUAAUUAGAAUUGAUAAGAAUCUAACGGACGAAGAAGGUCAUAUUGAAUAUCUAGAGGAUGUUGACAACUUCCUUUUAUCUAUUAUCUCGAGUAGAGGAAAUAGAAUUAUAAUAAGGGGUCCACCUGGUAUUGGUAAAACUGUACAUAUGAAAAGAUUGGUUAAUCAAUGGAUAAAUAAUCAUUUAAAUACAAACCAAAUAGACAUAGUUUUAGUUAUAUUAUUAAGAAAGGUCAGAAGAGGUCAAUCACUUUUAGACGCUAUCUGGGAACAAAAUUUUAUUCAUAUAGAAUGGUUAGAUAAAGAGACGCUCAACUAUUUGUUAAAAAUAAAUAUGAAAUCAAAUAUCGUACUAUUUUUAGACGGUGCCGAUGAAUUCCAUAUAAUUGAUAACGAAAUUCAUUCAAUUCUUGAAAAUAGAGAAAAUUCCUUUUCAUCAUUUACUAUUGUUGUCUGGUCUAGAGAAUGGAAAGCUCACCGUAUUGAUGUAACCUACGAUUUUAUCUUCCAGUUGUGCGGAUUUGACGAAAACCAAUUGUUAAUCUACUAUAGAAAAUGCUUAAAUGAAAAUAGAGGUAACGAAUUAGUUGAUUAUUUAAAAAAUAACAAUAUGGACCUAUUUAAAACCUGUUCAACGCCUUUAAUAGCGCUUUUAGUCUGGUUGGUUUGGAAGGAGGAAGAAAAUCAUAAUAUUGUUGAGAAUCAUUUUUUAAUAUAUGAUCAAUUCAUUAAGAUUCUCUGCUUUAAGAGAAAUGUCAAUAGGGAAACUAAAGAAUUUAAAUUGGCCUUUCAGUACUGUUGCGAAUUGGCGUUCAAACAUUUAGGAAAUGAUCGUAUAGUCCUUGAAUCUAAUAAGAGUAUUCAUCAUUUAAAAUACGUUACUGAAUGCCUUGGAGGUCUUUUAAGAGUUAUUAAUAUUAAAUAUACAACAGAGAGACCAUCGUCAAUUGAGGAAUUUCAAUUUUUUCAUCUGUCAAUACAAGAAUAUUUUGCAGCCAAAUAUAUAAUAAAUGAGAUGAAGAAGAGAUCGUCUGGAAGUAGAUUAUCCCAUGUUCUGGAAAUGUGUACAGGAGGACGUCAUGAAUUCUCGACCAAUAUCCAAAGUCUAUUGGAUGUAAAUGGAAAUUUAUAUAGAAUGUUAAACGUUCUAAAAUUCGUUAAAGCUCUUGAUUUUUCCGUCUACGAAGAGAUUGUUACGAGAAAGCCGGACGUUGUAAAAGCGUUAGAGAAUGUUAGCGACGGAAUAGGAUCCAUCAUUAACAAUGGUCCUAAUAAUAAUACAAUCACUAUAAAGCAUGAAAUCUUAUCAAUAUCGAUUAUUCAAUUAAUAAUUGAAAGAUAUUGGUUUAUUAUACAAAAAUUAUGUCUAAUUAAUAUAGAACUCGACUGGGAUAACUUUAUUAAAAUGGCCGAUGGAAAAUUAACCAAAACCUUAAUUGUAACAAUUUAA